AUGAAAAGAGAGCGAGAAAAUGAAUUACUGCCAAACCCUCCAUCCGAGUCUUCUGAAGGGCUUUUUCAGUUGCCCGCUUACUACCCAUUGACCAAAAAGUUCAAAUCUGAAUUACGUCAACUGAAUCCUGCGAAGACGAUUGAUUCCGUAAUUAAGGAGACACGUAGCGCAUUGAUGGAGACACUCUUUGAAUAUAUUGAUAAUCAGGCAGAGCAAGAGAUUCAGCAGGUCUCAAAAGGUAAUGUAAUGAUGGAGGACUAUGAGAAUACCAAGAAACUAAAAUACAAAGAAGAUCCCGUUUUGCUGCGAGGUAAGCGCGUUUUAGAGAAGCUAAAUCAAACUCGACGACGCCAGGCCACCUAUCUCGCUGCCUUUCAGAAAACACGUACAGAAAUCCUGGACCGCCAUGAGCAGGAGCUUAGUUUAGAAGAUCUUGAACGUUAUGCGCAUAUGGAAGUUGUACCGUCACAAGUACAUGAUCUUUACAAAGAAGUUCUAUCCUCGAAUGUGAGUGAAUCUGCUUCUGUCAAUGAACAAUUGGUGAAGGCAGAGACAACUGAGAUUGAUAAAAAGCUUUUUGUUGCCAUCAAUCCAACCGAGCCUAUACCUUUCAACGAUCAAGAAGAUGACGAUGAAAUUGAAAUAGGUGGUGGUAAAGUGAAUUUAACUUGUCCGAUUUCUCGCUUGAUAAUGAAGAGUCCAGUCAAAAACAAAAAGUGUGGACACACAUACGACAAAGCUUCGCUCGCUAAUUACAAUUCGUCUGAUUGCCCUGAGUGCGGGGCUCCAAUCCAAAAAUCUGAGCUUGUGGAAGAUACACUUAUGAAGAUUAGGAUAGCUUGCUACAAGAGAGACCAAAAACUCCAAGAGUUUCAUAAGACAAAAGUGGAUGAAGACAUCGACCGUUUAUAA
This is a messenger RNA of Ogataea parapolymorpha DL-1, 912 nucleotides long. RefSeq lists its product as uncharacterized. Gene Ontology annotation, biological process: protein ubiquitination; protein sumoylation; double-strand break repair via homologous recombination. The record is from RefSeq and is a predicted model, not a curated record. Lineage: Eukaryota; Fungi; Ascomycota; Pichiomycetes; Pichiales; Pichiaceae. Bases 1 to 912 code for a protein of 303 amino acids. Gene Ontology annotation, cellular component: Smc5-Smc6 complex; nucleus. Gene Ontology annotation, molecular function: ubiquitin-protein transferase activity; zinc ion binding; SUMO ligase activity. The transcript has a single exon.